This is a messenger RNA of Ostertagia ostertagi, 528 nucleotides long. The record is from the annotation of a GenBank genome assembly. Lineage: Eukaryota; Metazoa; Nematoda; Chromadorea; Rhabditida; Trichostrongylidae.
AUGCCGAAAAAUAGAAAAAAUUGCUCGUCGAGGGAGAACGAUGUUCCGGCUGCUCAACAAAGCGUUGAAUCCAGGACUGCGAUUUUCAAUACAAGUGACCCCACACCAGUGGCAGUAAAAGUGAUAAUAGCAUUGGCAGGGCCCCUUGAAGAAAGACAAAGGGAGAUAGAAGCUCUUCGCAACGGUACACACUUUGGAUGCAAUGGCAUUAUCAGGAAGAACUACACAAAAGGACAUGACAGGAUGGAAAUCAUAUGUUUAUAUAGGACUGGAAAGAAUUUAGAAAAAAUUACCCAUGAAGCGAGAAUGAUGCUCAAGAGGCUUAAUAAAUGGUUGAAUCGAAGACUGAAAUGGGAUAACGAUUUGGUGAGACUGGCGUAUGAAGAAUUGAUGCACACAAGAUCCGUGAGGCCACCGCAAAGGUCAAAGGGAAAUAGUUUCGACUUCAAGACAAGUGACCCAACACCAAUGGAAGUACUCGGUGAUAAUAGCAAUAUCAACGCACUUUGGAACAAACAAAGAAGAUAA